Messenger RNA from Gekko japonicus, 2740 nucleotides. It is a transcript of the gene BCL6, whose product is annotated as B-cell CLL/lymphoma 6. Gene Ontology annotation, molecular function: DNA-binding transcription factor activity, RNA polymerase II-specific; protein binding; RNA polymerase II cis-regulatory region sequence-specific DNA binding. The coding region runs from base 102 to 2228 and encodes 708 amino acids. Gene Ontology annotation, cellular component: nucleus. Gene Ontology annotation, biological process: regulation of transcription by RNA polymerase II. Lineage: Eukaryota; Metazoa; Chordata; Lepidosauria; Squamata; Gekkonidae. The transcript is spliced from 10 exons. The record is from RefSeq and is a predicted model, not a curated record.
GGGUUACCUUUUGUUCCUGUGCUUUCAGAAGUCUUUCAAGGCCCUGGGAGGUCUGAAAGCAACUUUUGGGCUGUAAAUCGAAGCACGAGGACAGACACAAGAUGGCGUCUCCGGCAGACAGUUGCAUCCAGUUCACCCGACACGCAAGUGACGUCCUUCUCAACCUCAAUCGCCUGCGGAGCAGGGACAUCCUGACGGAUGUGGUGAUUGUCGUCAACCGGGAGCAGUUCCGAGCCCACAAAACAGUCCUGAUGGCCUGCAGUGGCCUUUUCUACAGCAUCUUCACGGACCAGCUGAAGUGCAACUUGAACAUCAUCAACUUGGAUCCGGAGGUCAACCCCGAAGGCUUUGGCAUCCUCUUGGAGUUCAUGUACACCUCCCGCCUCAACUUGAGGGAGAGCAAUAUCAUGGCCGUCAUGACCACUGCCCUCUACCUGCAGAUGGAACAUGUCGUGGACACCUGCCGCAGGCUCCUCAGCGCCAGUGAGGCGGAGAUGAUGUCUUCUGUGAAAACUCCCCGGGAAGAGUUCUUGGCCAGCCGGAUGCUGAGUCACCCCGAGAUGAUGGCAUACAGGACCCGGGACAUGUCGGAAAGCAGCAUGCCUCUUCGGAACGGGCCGAUUUGCGACGGGCGAGCCUUCGCCACCAGCUUGUACAGCGGCCUGUCCGGCUCCCCCCUCUCCUACACUGGAUACAGCCCCAUGCCUGUCAACAGCUAUCUUUUCUCAGACGAAGAACUGCGAGAGUCGAGAAUGCCCUUGUCGGACAUUUCGAGAGCGAAUCUUUUCCCGCGGGAGCGGGCGCUGCCGUGCAACACCUCCCGGGCGGGUCCCCCCGAGUACGCCAGACCCGUCGCCGACGUCUGUCCCAGCGCGUGCCACGCCUCCGUCUACUCCCCGAAAGAGGCCGCGGCCGAAGAAGUCAAGAGCGACACACACUACAGCCCGGGCCCCAAGCCGGCGGCCCCCCUCGCUCACGGCGCCCCCUACUUCGUCUGCGACAAGGUGAGCAAGGAGGAAGAGAAGUCCUCCGGGGAGGAAGAGAUGAGCCAGCACUUUGAGCCGACGAACGGCCCCGCGAACCGCAAGGGGCUCACCAGCCCGCAGAGCCCCCAGAAAUCAGACUGCCAACCCAACUCGCCGACCGAGUCCAGCAGCAGCAAGAACGCGCGCAUCGGCCAGAGCUCCGGCUCCCCGUCGGCCAAGAGCCCCUCCGACCCCAAGGCCUGCAACUGGAAGAAGUACAAGUUCAUCGUCCUCAACUCGCUGAACCAGAGCGCCAAGGAGGACGGGUCCGACCAGAACGAGGCGGGGAACCUGUCUCCACGCUCGUACAUGCCCACCCUGACCUGCCAGCAGCCCAUGGAGCCGGAGAACUUAGACGUGCAAUCGCCCACCAAAAUGAUCGUCAACGGGGAAGACUCGACGAUUCCCCAGGCGAGCAGGCUCAACGGUAUCGUGAACAGGUCGCUCAACGGAUCCCCGCGGAGCAUGGAGGGCCAGUCCCCCUUAUAUCUCCACUCCUCCAAGUGCAGUUCCUGCGGCUCGCAGUCCCCCCAGCAUUCAGAGAUGUGCCUUCACACCCCCGGCUCGAACUUUGGAGAAGAGAUGGGGGAAACGCGGUCGGAAUACUCCGAUUCCAGUUGUGAAAACGGGACCUUUUUCUGCAACGAGUGUGACUGCAGGUUUUCGGAAGAGGACUCUCUCAAGAGACACUCCCUCCAAAUGCACAGUGACAAGCCCUACAAGUGCGACCGCUGCCAGGCCUCCUUCCGCUACAAGGGGAACCUAGCCAGCCACAAAACCGUCCAUACAGGCGAGAAACCCUACCGGUGCGGAAUUUGCGGGGCCCAGUUCAACCGGCCGGCCAACCUGAAGACUCACACACGGAUCCACUCCGGAGAGAAGCCGUACAAGUGCGAGACCUGUGGCGCGAGAUUUGUCCAGGUAGCGCACCUCCGCGCUCACGUGCUGAUCCACACUGGCGAGAAGCCCUACCCGUGUGAAAUUUGUGGGACGCGCUUCAGGCACCUCCAGACGCUCAAGAGUCAUCUUCGGAUCCAUACCGGAGAGAAGCCGUACCAUUGUGAAAAGUGCAACCUGCAUUUCCGCCACAAGAGUCAGCUCCGUCUCCAUCUUCGUCAGAAGCACGGGGCCAUCACGAACACGAAAGUGCAGUACCGUGUCUCAACAUCAGAGGUCCCCCCAGAGCUCCCGAAGGCUUGCUGAAGACGGGCAGGGUUGCGGAGGGAGGCGGUGCAGAAUUAGAUGCGGUCAGGAUAGGGGUGGGACAGACAGGGGGUUGUGUCCAAAGGAUACUUAUAACACUUUAAAUAGAAAAGAAAAAAAAAACCUUUUUGUCACACAAUGGAGUGCCUCUAGAAGCCCAGAAUGCAGAUAGGUGGAAAAGAAACAUAAAAUAAACGGGUUUUGUUUUAAUUAUUUUGUUUCCCAGUUAUGUGAAUCUUUAAAAACACAUAGUCUGAUCGAUUGUGUGCGGGAGAGAGGUUGGAAAAGGCCUUUCUUUAAAAAGUCUGUGCGGUGGAGUGUCAAAUGUUUUUAACCCUUCGCUGCCAGAAGAUGAGGAAUGUAUAUCAUUUUACGGGAACAAAUUUUUAUUUCUUUUUAUGCAAAGUUGUGUGUGUUUUUAACGAAAGAGAAAGAGGGGGGGGGGAAGAGAUUGUAUAUGCUAUUGAAAGAGCAGAGGGCUUUAACUUUUUAACCAAAGGUGAAGGAAUCUA